UAAAGUAUACAUGAAAAUUGGAAAAAGUAGUAUGAGUAUGUUUGAAUUACGUUAAUGAAAUGGGUAAAACAAUAAGCAAAAAUUUUGAUAUUUGUUCUAACGAAUAUUGUAUGAGAUUUGUUGGAAAAGAAUCAAUAUCAAUAAAUGAUCCAUUUUGGAAUAGAUUCUUAUCAUUUACAUUAGUAACACCCAUCACCAGUGAUGAUCAGCUAGCUCUUGAAACAAAGAUUGAACCCUUAUGCCAAGAACUUUUGAAAAAUAAUUUGAAAACUGGAAAUCUUAAUUCUCUGAUUCGAAUUUUCAUCACCAGAUCUUCAGAGUUGUUAUCAGCAGCAAACACAGAUGCAAACAUAUUCACAUGGCAGCUUUUCAAUUCAAUUCUUGCUGUAAGAUGUGUGCUGAAGUUUUUAUCACAAGAAAUUACUGAGAUACAAUUUAUUAAGCACAUUGAAGUGAAUGAAAAUGAAAAUAUAUUUGAAACCCUCAUUGGCACACUUGUUGGAAUCAUUGUGGACAUUCCUGUUGAAAAUAAAACCUAUCUAAUACAUUUGGAAGCAAUAUCUUGCUUGUUGGUAUGCCUUUCUGUUCAACAUAAUUCUGGAGAAAGGUUGGAGCAGAGUACCAUUUUCAGACUGAUGAUGAAAGGAAGGCAUGUUAUACAUGCUCCUAUACUAGUUAGGAGUCUUCUCACAAAUUUCAUCAAUCAAGAAAAGUUACCACCUGAAUAUUCUGGAAAUGAUGGUCACAACAUAGUAUUUGGUUUGGCUUCAAAUAUUUGGUCUAUGUUGACAUUCAGUAAAACACCAACAGAUGAACUUGUGAUUAGAAAUCAGAAUGAUUUUAUGGAAGCCCCUCUAGCUACACAAAGCUUAUUAUUAUUACUAGUACUUGUCCAUCAUUUUACUACCCAUCCAAAUCCAUACAGAAAUAGCUUAUUUUCCUGCCUAGAUAGUCAAGAUAGUAAUCCAGUGCCACCAAAGAACGUUUCUACAUUAUUUAAAGUCGAUUACAAUUCUUUAUAUAAGACAAUAUGGAAAAAGGCAUCUGGUGAUGCUGCAACAUUACUACUGUAUUCACUAUUGCAUAAAAAUAUAUCUUUCAAAUCAUUCGUAUUACAAAGAUUAGAUUUGGAUAAUUUGAUUUUACCAAUUUUGAAAGCUCUAUACAAUGCUCCCAACAGCAAUUCGCAUCAUAUAUACAUGUCCCUUAUAAUUUUACUCAUUUUGAGCGAAGAUGAUGAUUUUGAUAAAACCGUUCAUGAUGUGAAAUUGAGAAGUGUUGACUGGUAUGUGGAAAAAUCGUUGACAGACAUUUCGCUCGGUGGUCUUAUUAUAUUAGUACUAAUAAGAACAGUGCAAUAUAACAUGUUGAAGAUGAGAGAUAAAUAUUUGCAUACAAACUGUCUAGCAGCCUUAGCCAAUAUGUCAUCCCAGUUUAGAGAUCUUCAUCCGUAUGUAUGUCAACGGUUAUUAUCCGUUUUUGAAUCGCUGACGAAAAAGUAUCACAGACUGACUACUCUUCCAAAGUACAAAGAUGCUCCAGAAGAAACAAAAGUUGAUCUAACCACUAGUCAAGAAGCAGCAGAUGCUGAACAGGAUGUUUCAGUAUUAGAAGAAGUGAUAAGAAUGUUAUUGGAAAUUUUGAAUUCGUGUUUAAUAGCGCAGAUAGGAAAUAACUAUAACCUUAUUUAUAGUUUGUUGUACAAUAAACACAUGUUUAAUGCCCUCAAAAAUGAUGUGGUAUUUCAAGACAUAGUACAAAAUAUCAAUUCAGUGAUACAGUAUUUUUCCCAAUUACUACACGAUAAAUCAAAAGAGCAUGAAGUGGAUGCCCCGCGAGUUCUGCUUGUCGUUCAGGAAGGAACAAGAAGUUGGCCCAGAGAGAGGUUAACGAAAUUUCCUGAGCUCAAAUUCAAGUAUGUUGAAGAGGACCAACCUGAAGACUUUUUCAUUCCGUAUGUGUGGGCCCUUGUCAAUCAACAGUCAACUUUGAAUUAAGCUUAUGUACUUAUAUAUACAUAUCUGUACAUUUGUAAAUAAUACGGAUUAAUAUAUUUAUAUAAUAAUUAAAAAUUA
Messenger RNA from Phaedon cochleariae (mustard beetle), 2075 nucleotides. NCBI's taxonomy places the organism in Eukaryota, Metazoa, Arthropoda, Insecta, Coleoptera, Chrysomelidae. The record is from the annotation of a GenBank genome assembly.